Molecule: messenger RNA, 2231 nt
Organism: Podospora pseudocomata
Lineage: Eukaryota; Fungi; Ascomycota; Sordariomycetes; Sordariales; Podosporaceae
Exons: 3
Coding region: 533-2164 (543 amino acids)
Biological process (GO): transmembrane transport
Cellular component (GO): membrane
Molecular function (GO): transmembrane transporter activity
Source: RefSeq, a predicted model, not a curated record
GGAAAGUAGCCCCCAAAGCAAGGGAGCACGUGCUCAAUCUGUGGUCUUCAUUCCUUGGCAACUUUCUGGAAUGUUCACCAGUUGCAGGAUAAUAUUGAAACUGUGCAUUUCCUUCCCCGGAUUCUGAUCGCCGGAACCAUUCUAGCUGCAGGACAUCCAACCGGUGAAGCUAUGGCGUCAUUGGGCUUUGGUGCCACAGAGGCACAGAAAAGCCAAUUAACUGAGUUCUGAAUCAAGCUUUUUCGGCAUCGGUAACGGGCACUGGGGGGAGAUGGCGCGAUUGGAGUGCGUUUAGACGUUUUCCCCCGGAUCUUGAGGGUGGGAAGACCCGGAUUGGGGGUGGGAUCGUCGUUUAACAAUUGAGGUUACGGUUACGGUAGGACGACUGCACAAGUUGACAGCUGGUUUAAGGGCGGGGGAGGGAGGAAAUGGGAUAUGAAACUGGCCUUUUUUUCAUCUUUUCAAUUUGUUUGUUACUAUUUACAUGGUUCUUGUGUUGUUGUUUGCGAGUUCUGAGGUGAAGUGAGUUAGCAUGGUGGACAACAACGGUGCCAUCACCGCAGCAAGCGGAAACAGCGACGGUGACGACAAGAAGGUUGGGGCUGGUGUAAACGGUGGGGGAGAAAACGAAAGAGACAACACCUCCUCCCUCUCUUCUGGCUCGGGCUCGGGGGAGCCCGACGACGCGAUCCUGCCUAGGGGGCAGGUCGAUCCUGUGUAUGAGGAGAAGGCGAGGAUUCUAAACCGGGCGAUCCAAGAAAUAGGCAUAGGACCCUACCAAUACCUCCUCUUCCUCGUCGUCGGCUUCGGCUGGGCGAGCGACAACCUCUGGCCCAUCGCCACGUCCCUCAUCCUGCCCCCCAUCGCAUUGGAAUUUCUCCCUUCCCGCCCGGCAUACCUCACCCUCGCGCAAAACAUUGGGCUUUUGGCAGGGGCGAUAUUCUGGGGGUUUGGGUGUGAUGUUUUUGGGAGGAAGUGGGCAUUUAACCUCACGCUUGGGAUCACGGCCGUGUUUGGGAUGUGUGCUGCCUCCAGCCCAAACUUUGCGGCUAUAGGGGUCUUUGCGAGCUUGUGGAGUUUUGGGGUGGGGGGAAACUUACCGGUGGACAGUGCGAUCUUUUUGGAGUUUCUGCCGGGGAGUCAUCAGUGGUUGUUGACUGUGUUAAGUGUGGACUGGGCGGUUGCGCAGGUGGUGGCUACGUUGGUUGCGUGGCCGCUUUUGGGCGGGAUGACUUGUCAGGAGGGAGGAAACGGGGGUUGUGAGAGGGGGGAGAAUAUGGGGUGGAGGUGGUUUUUGAUUGCGCUCGGGGGGUUGACGUUGUUGAUGUUUGGGUUGAGGUUUGCGGCGUUCAAGAUUUUCGAGAGUCCCAAGUUUUUGAUGGGGCAGGGAAGGGACGAGGAGGCUGUGAGGGUGGUUCACGAGGUGGCGAGACGGAAUGGGAGGGAGAGCGGGUUGACGGUGGAGGACUUGAGGAGGGCUGAGCCGGAGGGGUAUGUGGCGAGGACGGAUGUCAAGGUUGCCGUGAAGAGGAGGUUGGAGAAUGUCAAGAUGGAAAGGGUGAGGGUGUUGUUUUCGACGAGGAAGCUGGCGUGGUCGACGGGGUUGAUUAUGGCUAUUUGGGCGUUUAUUGGGUUGGGAUAUCCCCUUUACAAUGCCUUCUUGCCGUAUAUUCAGGCCACGAGAGGAGCUGACUUUGGAGACGGGUCUACUUACCUGACAUAUCGUAACUCCCUCAUCAUUGCCGCUGUUGGCAUCCCGGGAGCGCUUCUGGGAGGAUAUCUGGUCGAGCUGCCUCGCUUCGGCCGAAAAGGGACACUGUCUUUGUCGACAGUCUUGACCGGAGUGUUUUUGUAUUGCUCGACAACGGCACUUGACUCCCAAUCGCUACUCGGCUGGAACUGCGCGUUCAACUUUACGAGCAAUGUGAUGUACGCUGUCUUGUACAGUUUCACGCCAGAACUGUUUCCAACGCCCCAGAGAGGGACGGGGAACGCUUUGACGGCUACGUGCAAUCGCAUUUUUGGCAUCAUGGCGCCUAUGGUGGCCAUGUUUGCGGAUCUACGAACUGCUGCGCCGGUCUACACCAGCGGCGCUCUUUUUAUCGCUGCCGGAGUUUUGGUUCUUUUGUUGCCAUUUGAGUCAAGGGGUAAAGCGGCGUUAUGAGCGGUUCUGAGGGGUAUCUUAGCCUCGUGAUGUUGGACUUGACCGGCGUAUUGGUUGAGUGGUAUUG